Molecule: messenger RNA, 654 nt
Organism: Saxophila tyrrhenica
Lineage: Eukaryota; Fungi; Ascomycota; Dothideomycetes; Mycosphaerellales; Extremaceae
Exons: 2
Coding region: 1-654 (217 amino acids)
Molecular function (GO): metal ion binding
Source: RefSeq, a predicted model, not a curated record
AUGAUCACCACUUGGAUCCUGGAUCGUGCCAUUAACCGCGUCUUGCUACCGGAGAAUUCGAACCUCCCAGCACAGCAAGCAGGCUGCCGCAUUUGCCAUCAGCUCGUGGUGGGGCCUGUGAGGACGCCGUGCGGGUGUCUCUUCUGCAACAGCUGUGUUCGAGAACAUCUGAAACGACAAGCUCGCUGCCCUCAGCAUGUUAGGAACCUGCUCUGGCCUGGACUGGAGGCUGCAGUACACGCAACAGCCUGGAUCGGCCAGCUGCAUUUGUACGAGUUCUUGACCUUCGGUGGCAUAUCGUACAUUUUGAGCACGUACUGGCCAGAUUCGCUCUGGACGUGGCGAUGCUUACUGCUCUACGGUAUCCGGCUGUACAUUCCAGGAUUAUGGCUGUUCUGCGUCCUCGUCGCCAUCGACGUAGUCGCUGCAGUUGAGGCUAGGGGAUGGGUACAAGAGGCCUGGAUCAUUGCUGAGCGUGGCCGGACGGCUCGCCCCUGGGCUCUGGCUGGGCUUCUGGGCUUGAACAACAUAAUGUUGGGGGUCGCUGCCGGGUUGUGGACAAAGAUGAGGUACGAGGCGGGGAGCGCCAUGAUCGCGGCCUUUUCCAUCCAAUACUUCUUCGGCGAGCUGCUGGCAAAUUCCGCCAGGCAAUAG